Penicillium diatomitis is the source of this 1374-nucleotide messenger RNA. RefSeq names its product NAD(P)/FAD-dependent oxidoreductase. Bases 1 to 1374 code for a protein of 457 amino acids. Lineage: Eukaryota; Fungi; Ascomycota; Eurotiomycetes; Eurotiales; Aspergillaceae. Gene Ontology annotation, molecular function: oxidoreductase activity. Gene Ontology annotation, cellular component: cytoplasm. The transcript is spliced from 4 exons. The record is from RefSeq and is a predicted model, not a curated record.
AUGGAUUCAAAUGUUCACACUCCCAAACCCUUUCCCCAACCGGCUGCGGGGUAUACUCAGCCAUUCUGGCGGACAGAGUUGGAUGAUCUGGAUAGCCACCAGAGCUCAGCGGAUCUACCUCCAGAGACUGAGAUUCUCAUCAUCGGCGGUGGCUAUGCUGGAGCCUCGGCUGCGUAUCAUCUCUUCAAUGACGCACCUCAAGACAAGUCACUGGGGGUGGUGCUUCUCGAGGGGCGAGAGUUGUGCUCUGGUGCAACUGGCAGAAAUGGAGGCCAUCUAAGACCCGAUCUAUACGCAGCCACCAAAGUGUACCAAGAGCGCUAUGGUCUCGAAGCCGCUGCCGAAGUUGUCCGAUACGAGAUCUCCCACAUGAAGCAAUUGGAAGAGACUGUGCGGAAUGAAGGAAUAGAUUGUGAUCUCACUUUUACUCGCUCCUAUGAUAUUUUUCUCGACGCAGAUCAUCUUGCUGCGGCAAAAGCCUAUUAUGACUCUCUGGUCCAAUAUGACCUCGACUUCAUGAGCGAUGUCGAAUACCUAACCGAGAAAGAAGCGCAAACGAUCGCCAAAGUUAAAAAUGCAAAAGGAGGCUUUAGCUUCUCUGCCGGUCAUCUAUGGCCCUACAAGUUGGUCGCUGGCUUGAUUCGUAUCGCAGUAUCUCGAGGCCUCCAACUUCACACCAAGACCAUGGUCACUGGGAUUGGCCAAACCCCGUCACUCGAGGGCUUUUGGCCCGUCACCACCAGUCGCGGUGUCAUUCACGCCCGAAAGAUCAUUUUCGCGACCAACGCAUAUACAAGCGCCCUGGCUCCGGAGUAUUCUCGAGCCAUUGUCCCUUGCAAGGGACUUUGUACUCAGAUUCAGGCUGCGCCCGGAGCUCCCUAUGAGGCGAUACCAGAGACCUAUGUUAUUCGGCAUGGACCGGGAUGCUUUAUUUAUCAGAUCUCGCGCAAGGACGGAUCCAUCAUCGUGGGCGGCGCGGAGUAUACGUACAGGGAUUCACCUGCACAGUGGUACAGCAACUCCGAGGACGGGUCCGUGAUUCCAAAUGUGGAAACCUAUUUUGAUGGAUAUAUGCAACGAACCUUUCAUGGUUGGGAGGACAGUCAGGCUACCGUGAAGCAAAAGUGGACCGGAGUCAUGGGAUAUAGUGCUGACUCUCUUCCUCACAUCGGAGCCAUUCCCAACAAACCAGGACAAUUCAUCGCCGCCGGCUUCAACGGGCACGGAAUGCCGGUGGUCUUUUUGGGUGGCAAGGCUGUCGCUGAAAUGGCGCAAAAAUCCAUCUCUUUCUCGCAGACCGGUCUGCCGAGACUGUUUGAGACGACUGCGGAGCGCCUCACCCCAAUCUAUGAUGAUACGAUGGGGUACCCUUAG